Messenger RNA from Olea europaea var. sylvestris, 2335 nucleotides. RefSeq names its product kinesin-like protein KIN-14N. The coding region runs from base 1 to 2133 and encodes 710 amino acids. Gene Ontology annotation, biological process: microtubule-based movement. The record is from RefSeq and is a predicted model, not a curated record. NCBI's taxonomy places the organism in Eukaryota, Viridiplantae, Streptophyta, Magnoliopsida, Lamiales, Oleaceae. The transcript has 16 exons. Gene Ontology annotation, molecular function: microtubule binding; ATP binding; microtubule motor activity.
AUGCAUAAGCAUUUAGAAAAGGCCACUAGUGCAGAAUAUGAUGAGCAUUUGAGGAUUGAAAUUUUAUUCUUUCAUUAUUAUUUUGAUGUUGAAAAGGUGCAAGAUUUUAUUAAGGAACAGGAGAAAGUUAAGAAUUUACUGGAAUUAGCAGAGAGGAAAUGCAAUGAUAUGGAGUUGCUGAUGAAGGAAAAGGAAGAAGAGUUGAAUUUAAUCAUUAUGGAGUUGAGAAAGAAAUUGGAAGCAUUGCAAGAAAAGUUCACAAAUGAGGAAUUGGAUAAAUUGGAAGCAUUGGAUUCUUUAGCAAGAGAGAAAGAUGCUAAACUAGCUGCAGAGAGAUUGCAGGCUUCCCUCUCAGAAGAGCUGAAGAGAACUCAAGAAGACAGCGCUAGUGCCAACCAGAAGAUACAGUCACUUAAUGAUAUGUACAAGCGUUUGCAGGAGUAUAACACGAGUUUACAGCAAUAUAAUACUAGACUUCAGUCAGAACUUGCAGCAACAAAUGAAACGCUUAAACGAGUUGAGAAAGAGAAGGUGGCAGUGGUUGAAAACCUGAGCACUUUGAGGGGACACUAUACAUCUUUGCAGGAGCAGCUAACUUCAUCGAGAGUUUUGCAAGAUGAGGCCAUCAAACAGAAGGAAGCACUAGGAAAUGAAGUUGUAUGCUUGAGGGGUGAUUUGCAACAAGCAAGAGAUGACCGUGACUGCCAGUUGUUACGAGUCCAGACUCUAUCAGCUGAAGUAGAAAGAUAUAAAGAGUGCACUGGAAAAUCCUUUGCAGAAUUAGAUAACCUGACUGUAAAAUCAAAUGAGCUGGAGUCAACAUGUUUGUCUCAAAGUGAGCAAAUAAGACGACUGCAGGAGCAGCUAGCUUUUGCAGAAAAGAAAUUGCAGCUGUCUGAUGUAUCAGCAAUGGAGACAAAAUUCCAAUUUGAGGAGCAAAACGCAUUCCUUCUUGAUUUACAGAGUCGUCUGGUUGAUGCAGAACUAAAAAUUGUGGAAGGAGAGAAGGUUCGGAAGAAAUUACACAACACAAUACUGGAGUUAAAAGGGAAUAUUCGUGUUUUCUGCAGAGUAAGACCUCUACUGUCUGACGAUGAGGUUGGAACUGAUGCUAAAGUUAUCUCAUUCCCUAUAGCAAUGGAAGCACUCGAUCGAGGCAUUGAUUUGAUUCAAAAUGGACAAAAGCACUCUUUCACUUUUGACAAAGUGUUUACACCUGAAGCCUCCCAAGAAGACGUAUUUGUUGAGAUUUCACAACUUGUUCAAAGUGCACUUGAUGGUUACAAGGUUUGUAUCUUCGCUUAUGGACAAACUGGAUCUGGCAAGACAUUUACAAUGAUGGGCAAGCCAGGUAUACCUGAUCAGAAAGGUUUGAUUCCUCGAUCCUUAGAACAGGUGUUUGAAACCCGACAAACUCUUCAAUCACAAGGGUGGAAAUAUGAAAUGCAGGUGUCAACGCUUGAAAUAUACAACGAAACAAUACGAGACUUAUUGGCAACAAAUCGAUUGGGGUUUGAUGCACACCGGGCAGAGAACAUGGGGAAGCAAUAUGCUAUAAAACAUGAUGCAAAUGGAAACACUCAUGUUUCUGAUCUUACAGUUGUUGAUGUUCACAGUAGCAAGGAGGUCUCAUAUCUGUUAGAGCUGGCAGCACAUAGCAGAUCCGUUGGCAAGACUCAAAUGAAUGAACAGUCUUCAAGGAGCCAUUUUGUUUUUACGUUACGAAUAUUUGGCAUUAAUGAGGGCACUGAUCAACAAGUGCAAGGCAUCCUCAAUCUAAUUGACCUUGCUGGUAGUGAGCGUCUCUCUAAGAGUGGAUCUAUAGGAGACCGUCUGAAAGAAACUCAGGCUAUCAACAAGAGUUUAUCCUCACUAAGUGAUGUUAUAUUUGCCUUGGCCAAGAAGGAGGAGCAUGUGCCAUUUAGGAACUCAAAGCUAACCUAUCUUCUUCAGCCUUGUUUAGGUGGAGAUUCAAAGACAUUGAUGUUUGUCAACGUUUCACCUGACCCUUCAUCCGUUGGUGAAUCACUUUGUUCACUACGGUUUGCAGCACGUGUAAAUGCUUGUGAGAUUGGUAUCCCCAGGCGGCAAACCAACCUCAGAUCGACAGAUUCUCGCCUUAGCAUUGGCUGAUUUUUGAUAGUGUAACUGUUCUAGAUUUAGGAAAAGUGUGUUAUUCGUAUUUCAAUGGCAUUAACAAGAAAAAAAGGCCCUACUAACAGCAUCCACGUGUGAUUUGUAUGUAAAGACUAUAUUGCCUUUGUAUCAUUGACACUGGAUAUUUAAUGUUCUCUACAAAUUUGUUGCAUAAAAUCAAAUGCAAUCUGUAAUUGAA